GGCCAUUUUGUCACUUGUACACUGGAGCAUGGGGAGUUUGGUUUGUUAAUGGUGCUACCAUAUUUCUUUUGUAUACGUGAAAUGGAUGUUUUUUGUACACUUCCAAAAGCAUGGAUUACCAUUGUUUUUGUUUUAAUCAAGGAAACCUGUAUGAGGCUGAAUGUCAUAGGAUGAACACUGCUGGUGGGGUGUGUCUGUCUGUGCUGUCCUCCUUCCUGGCCGUGGCCGGGGCCCUGGCUGCCGCCUCCGCCCUAGCCCUCGUCCGCCUCUCUGCCCUGGCCGCGGCCACCUCCGGGGCGGCCGCCGGCUCCCCCAGCGCCGGGGCAGAGGGGCCCCUCUCCCCCGCCGCCAUCUCCUCGCCAUGCUCCAGCCUGGUGGCGGGCGUGCUCUACGGCUCCUUCUCCCUGCGGGAGCUCUUCCCCUCCAGGCUGCCCGGCUGCUCCUGGUCCCUGGAGAACCCUGACCCCACCAAGUACUCCCUGUACCUGCGCUUCACCCGCCACCCCUCCAUCUGCCAGACACACUCCCCCAUGCUGCUGUCCCUGGACCACCACCUGGCCAACCAGAGCUGCCCGCUGCGGCUGCACUCGGACCCCCCUAAGGACCAGGAGGUGGUGGACCUCUGCGGGGGGCGGCCGGCCGCAGACGAGCCCCACGCCUUCCUGCAGUUCGACAAGAACUUUGUGCAGCUGUGUCUGACGCGGCGGCCCUCGCCCGACGCGCCGCCCCUCGCCAAGGAGACGCUGGAGCUGCGGCUGGUGGAGGUGCUGCUCAUCAACAACGAGAACUCCAGCCAGUUCACCUGUGGCGUGCUGUGCCGCUGGUUCGAGGAGUGCCUGCGCGGCGGUCGCCACGGCGACGGCGACGGCGGGGACGGCUGCGGCAUGACGCAGACGGGCUGCAUCUGUCCCAACCACAACAUCGCGCCACCGGCGGUCCCGUUGCCACCGGCGACGCCGCACGCGGCCGGCGGCAACGGCUCGCUGGCGCCCGAGGACUGCUGCGUUACCGAGCUGCACUCCAACGACGCCAUCGCCAUAGCGCCCCGGGACGUCAGACAAGACCCGUAUGAGGACGACCUGAAGGUAAAGACCCAGAGACCACGAUCUGCAGACCAGCCAGGUGUGUUUCAGGCACAGACAGGUGACCCGGCGGCCGAGGAGUGGUCCCAGUGGAGCGUGUGCUCGUUGACGUGCGGCCAGGGCUGGCAGGUGCGCACCCGCUCCUGCGUGUCCUCCCCGUACGGGACGCUGUGCAGCGGCGCGCUCCGGGAGACACGCAUGUGCAACAACACGGUGGCCUGUCCCGGUGACACCGGGAUCAUCAGCUCAGUGCAUGGGCUGUGGGAGGAGUGGUCGUCAUGGAGUCUGUGUUCUGUGACGUGUGGGCGGGGCUCUCGGAUCCGAACCCGGAAGUGUGUGAACGGAGGAGGGGGAGGGGCCUGUGGAGGGCCCGAGACUCAGACCAAACUCUGCAACAUAGCGCUCUGUCCUGUGGAGGGCCAGUGGUUGGACUGGGCCCCCUGGACCCCCUGCAGCGUGACCUGCAGCGUGGGCACGGAGCAGCGGCAGCGGCGGUGCAGCGCCUCGGUGCACGGCUGGGCUGAGUGCAAGGGGGUGCACCAGGAGAGCCGGGACUGCACCAACCCCCCGUGCAGUGGCGGCGGUGGUAACUGGGCCAGCUGGAACCACUGGAGUCUGUGCAGCAAGACAUGUGACUCUGGCUGGCAGCGGCGCUUCAGGAUGUGUGAGGGCGCGGAGGUCCAGGGCUCCACCUGCCAGGGGUCCGGGGAGGAGGUCCGCACCUGCAACGACAAGAAGUGCCCAGCGCCUCACGAGAUCUGCAAGGAUGAGACCCUCCUCUCCAUGACGUGGAAGAGAGCUUCGGCUGGAGAAACGGUCUACAACAAAUGUCCAACUAACGCCACUGGAUCUGCUAGUCGUCGUUGCAUGCUGGACAAUAAUGGAGUUGCUUUCUGGGGUCCUCCGAGCUUCGCCAGAUGCAUCUCACUUGAAUAUAGAUAUUUACAUUUAUCUUUGCGAGAGCAUCUUGCGAAGGGUCAGAGGACCCUGGCGGGGGAGGGCAUGUCUCAGAUCGUCAGGGGUCUCCUGGAGCUGUUGCAGAGGAGGAGCUACCACAGCGGUGACCUUCUCUUCUCCACGGAGAUUCUGCGAAAUGUGACGGACACCUUCAAAAGAGCAACCUACAUCCCAGCUCCCGACGACGUGCAGAAAUUUUUCCAGGUAGUCAGCUUAAUGUUGGACAUGGAUAAUAUCGAGAAGUGGGAUGACGCACACCAGGUCUCUCCCGGUGCAGCGAUGUUGAUGAGGAUACUGGAGGACUUCAUUCACCUCAUCGGCGAUGCGCAGAAACCCUUUCAGAGUGUCCUGGUGGUCACCACCAACCUCAUGAUCACUAUCCAGCGAGAGCCGGUGUCUGCGGUCUCCAGCAACAUCAACUUCCCCAUGAAGGGCCGACGGGGGAUGAAGGACUGGGCGCGGAACGCGGAGGACAAGCUCUACAUCCCUAAAGAGGUCUUCACUGCGCCCGCAGAAGAAACAGAGACCGAGACUGAAGGGACGAUGUACUAUGUGAUCGGAGCAAUCCUAUACAGGACGUUGGGAUCCAUCUUGCCUGCACCAAACCCCCCUGCGAUGAUCAACUCCAAGAUCCUGGCGGUGACGGUGCGUCCAGAGCCCCAGCCCAGCGAGCCCAUGGUGGUGGUGGAGCUGUCGCCUCUGCUCAACGGUACAUCGGAUCCUCAGUGUGUGGUGUGGGACUACGGCAACCCGGAAGCCGGAGCAGAAAACUGGGGCACAGAAGGCUGCCAAACGCUCACUUCAACCGCCGUCCACACCAAAUGUCUGUGCAGCAGGAUAUCCACCUACGCCGUGUUAGCACAGCAAGCUAAAGACCCGGACAUGGGGCCUUCCAGUAUGCCCUCAGUGCCACUCAUGGUGGGCUGUGGGGUCUCCUGCACAGCCCUGAUCAUCCUGCUGCUCAUCUACGCUGCCUUCUGGAGGUACAUUCGCUCGGAGCGAUCGAUCAUCUUGGUGAACUUCUGUCUCUCCAUCCUGGCCUCCAACAUGUUGAUCCUGGUGGGACAAUCACAGACACUGAGCAAGGGUCUGUGCACUGUGACGGCGGCCUUCCUGCAUUUCUUCUUCCUGGCGUCGUUCUGCUGGGUACUGACCGAGGCGUGGCAGUCUUACCUCGCCGUCAUCGGCAAGAUGAGAUCGCGCCUGAUCCGCAAGCGUUUCCUGUGCCUCGGCUGGGGUCUCCCGGCCCUAGUAGUAGCAGUGUCGGUAGGCUUCACCAGAGCGAGAGGUUACGGCACAGCCAGCUAUUGCUGGCUCUCCUUAGAGGGUGGUCUUCUCUAUGCCUUUGUGGGACCAGCUGCUGUCAUUGUACUGGUGAAUAUGCUGAUUGGAAUUGUGGUGUUCAAUAAGCUCAUGUCUCGGGACGGCAUCUCGGACAAGUCUAAAAAGCAGCGGGCGGGUGUCCCGGUGGAGGCACGUAACCGGCUGCUGCUGAAAUGCUCCAAGUGUGGCGUGAUCUCAAGCACCGCCAUGUCCAGCUCCACCGCCAGCGGCGCCAUGGCCUCUCUGUGGAGCUCCUGUGUAGUUCUGCCUCUGCUGGCGUUGACCUGGAUGUCUGCAGUGCUGGCCAUCACUGACCGGCGCUCCACGCUGUUCCAGGUCCUCUUUGCGGUGUUCGAUUCAGUGCAAGGCUUCGUCAUCAUCACCGUUCACUGUGCCAUGCGCCGAGAGGUGCAGGACGCGGUGCGCUGUCGGAUGGGCGGAUGCAAAGACGACAGCGAGAACUCGCCGGACUCCUGCAAGAACGGACAGGUGCAGAUCAUGACGGACUUUGAGAAAGACGUUGACCUGGCGUGUCAAACAGUUAUCUUCAAGGAGGUGAACACGUGCAACCCGUCCACCAUCACCGGGACGCUGUCCCGGAUCUCCCUGGACGACGAGGACGACCCCAAGCUGAUGGCCCACCAGGACGGAGGGGUGGGCCUCAACUUCAGCAGCCUGCCCGGCAACAUCCCCCCUCCAAACCUCAUCGUUCAGGUGCCCCCUCUGGGAGGACUUAACGAGCUGAGCGAGACGCCCCUCAAGAAGGAGGUCAACGUGGAGCAGCAGCGACAGCAGGGGCAGCAGCGCGGAGGGGCCCCCGUCUACCUGUGCACCGAGAGUGGCCUGGGCUGGGCCCGAUCGCCCCCCUCGUCCAACUCGCCCCAGGACGGGAGCGUGGGGGGCGGAGGCUUAGCAGGAGGUGGGGGCAUGAUGGCAGGGGGAGAGGGGGACUACAUGGUCUUGCCCCGGAGGACAGUCAGUCUCAAGCCGCCGGGGCCCGCCGGGAUAGUGGGGCUGGGGCUGGGGGGCGAGGAGAAGCCCCUCAACAUCGGGUUGGACGACCCCCCCUUCCCCCCGCCCCCCUCCCCGCUGACCCUGCACCCGGCCGAGAGCGAGGCCUACCCGGCCGACUUUGUGGCGCCCGGGCAGGGCGACAUGAACCUGGCCAUGAACCUCAACCACCGCUCCUACGGGACCAUCAAGACCAUGCCCGGCCACGGGAACAUGCUGGCGCCGGGCGGCCCGAUGGCGCACGCCCACCGGGGCCACGUGCAGCACGGCCACUCGCUGCAGCUCAAGCCGGGCCAGAGGCCGUCCGUCAGGCAGAUCCUGACGAGCGGCGGCGGCGUCGGCGGGGCGGAGAGGACCAUGACCCUGCCGCGCAACCUGGGCAGCACCAACAACGCAAACACCAGCCACUCGGCCGGCUCCCUGGAGUCUGAAUGUAGCCAGACAAUCACCAAUACCAUGGGCAUCCAAGUCAACAAAGGACAAGUCGACCCCAGACGACCAGCACUCCUGGGACAGCUUCAAGACCAUGACCCCCGAGCUGUGCAUCGUCCCUGGGGAACAGAAGGACCGCAUGGAGCUGCACAACAAGACAUGGGACUCUUCCUCCGCUAACACGCCAGACUCAUCCGAAGGAGAUUUUCAGACUGAAGUGUGAAAAACAACACACAUAUACAUAUACACACACCCGCAAGCAAACUAGGACACACACACAUAAAACACAAACGUACACACUCCCUCAGAAUCCGAGAUUGGACUUUCAAAGUCCCGAGCUACUCAAAAGGGCAAACUAAAGUGAACAAGUACAAACCACUGGGCGCACACAACACACGUAUGAACACACACACACACACACACACACACACACACACACACACACACACACACACACACACACACACACACACACACACACACACACACACACUUUUACAGACUCUGCUCCAAAUCUCCUGCGAUGUGUUCUAUUAGAUUGCUUACUGUAAUUGUUUACGGCUGCACUGGACUGACAUGGAGGUAAACUGUUCUAUUCUAUAUUUUCACAAAGACUAUCAAAAAUGAAAGAACAGGGGCUUGAAGCAAGUACAGACACACUUUUUGAGAAAAAUAAAAGACCUUUAAGAAAAUCCAACAAAACAACCACAGAAAAAAAAGACCCUAUGGACGAUGAACGGUUUCUGAAAAAUAAUGUCUUGAUUUUAUUCUAGAGAAGAUGAAGAAGAAAAAAAAGGAAAAUCUCUUUCACCUGUUUAAUGAUUUUGAAAAAGUUGAAAAAAGAAAAGAAUAUUUCUGCACCGUUAAGUUCUUUUUAUAGAAAGGAAAAAAAAAUCUCACUGCUGUUUUCACACCGUUAGUCCCCCUAGGCCCCCCCGUCAUCUUCUGUUUUCUUUCCCAGUGUAAUGGAGGAUGCAAGCACUCUUUUUUUUUUUACUGUACGUUUCUCUCUAUAGAUGGUUCCGGAGAGUUGGUCGGGGUUGAAGGGAAAAAAAGAGUUGUUUAAUGAUAUGUGCCAUUCCUCUGCUACGUCUUCUCUUCUCCGUCUGCAAUGUAAUCUUGUUUUCCCCUUCUUUGUAUUUUCUAUGAUUUAGAUAUGAGAUGUCCUCCCUAACGUUAAACUGUUGAGGAAAAUUAUAUCAAAAGUCAAACAGGAUCAACAAAGAACCCUUUCUGCACAAUUAUGUUCUACGGUCUUAAUUGUACAAGAAUAAUCAAUUUAUUUUGGGAUUGCUUUGGUUCGUCUGGCUUUUUGCUUGCUUUGCCUUUUUUUAGAUUCCUUUAUUAGGGUUUAUCCCUUGUGAAAACCAAACCAAUAUUCCACAUAUACACACAGCUCAUCUUUGUGAGCUUGCCUGAGGUCCUGUGUGCGUUGCAUGUUGCUCCGUCCCGAUUGGAAAACAACAAGAACAAAUAUUGCCCACUUGACACUCUCUCACCCUCUCACACACACUCCCUGGGAAUAUUUCCAUUCGGAAGAAUGCAACAUUGGAAUCGAUGUUGGGAAAAACGCCAGAGAUACGUUCCCAUCGUGGGCUGUUUGCUGUGCCAUUCAAGAGUCUGCAAAACUCGCCUCAUAUUUUCUCCAUGACUCCCUCCUUCCCACAUACAGGCCUGAUACACAGGCAUCAAUACCCUGCUCAGAGCCAGGUAUCGACUGGUUUGCCAGUCCGCUCAU
Gadus chalcogrammus (walleye pollock) is the source of this 6543-nucleotide messenger RNA. It is a transcript of the gene adgrb2, whose product is annotated as adhesion G protein-coupled receptor B2. Bases 111 to 4985 code for a protein of 1624 amino acids. Gene Ontology annotation, cellular component: plasma membrane. Gene Ontology annotation, molecular function: G protein-coupled receptor activity. Gene Ontology annotation, biological process: peripheral nervous system development; cell surface receptor signaling pathway; adenylate cyclase-activating G protein-coupled receptor signaling pathway. The record is from RefSeq and is a predicted model, not a curated record. NCBI's taxonomy places the organism in Eukaryota, Metazoa, Chordata, Actinopteri, Gadiformes, Gadidae. The transcript is spliced from 32 exons.